UGGUCGGCGCCAUGAGGCUCCGGCGGGACGCGGCGCGAUCGCGUCACUUCCGUGCGACGCGUGAUGCUGGCGGCGGGCGGUUCGGGGCCCGGCGGUUCGGGCGGCUCCGGAACCGGGCCGGGUCCCGGCGGCGGGGACGGGGACUUCCUGUCGCGGUACCGGCUGGUGUCGGCCAAACUGCGGCGGCGGUUCCUGCGGAAGCCGAACGUGGCGGAGGCGGCGGAGCAGUUCGCGGCGCUGGCGCGGGAGCUGCGCGCUCAGGAGAGCCUGCCGUACGCGGCGUGGUGCCAGCUGGCGGUGGCGCGCUGCGCGCAGAGCCUGUUCCACGGCCCGGCCGAGGCGGCGGCGCUGUGCGAAGCGGCGCGGCUGUUCCUGCGCCAGGAGCGGGACCUGCGGCAGCGCCUGGCUCUGCGCGGGGGGUUCGGCGAGCACCUGGCGGCGGCGCAGAGCUGCGGGGCGUUCGCCGCCCGCCUGCACCUGGAGCGGGGGCAGCCGGCGCUGGCGGCCGGGCUCUGCCUGGAGAUGGCGGCGGCGCUGCGAGACACGGGCCGGCCCGCCCGCGCCGCCGCGCACCUGCAGAGGGCGGCCGAGCUGCUGACGGCCGCUAAGCUGCCCCUGGAGGCGCUGCGCUGCCUGACGGAGCGCGCCUCCUGCCUGCUGCUGGGCCGCGACUACGCCGGGGCUCUGGCCGCGCUCACCCGGGCGCAGGCGUUGGCCGGAGCCGGAGCCGGGAUCGGGACCGGGGGCGGCGGCGGCGGGGCCGCGCCCGGAGGAGCCUUCCUGGACGCGCUGGUGAGCUGCGAGGUGUCGCGGGUGCUGCUGCUGCUGCUCCUGCAGCCGCCGCCCGGCAAGCUGCCGCCCGAGCACGCCCGCACGCUGGAGCAGUACUGCUGGGAGCCGCCCGAGGGCGGCGCGGCGGGCGGGGGGCUGCCGGCGGCUGCCGGUUACCUGCCCGCACGGCUGUUCCUGCUGCUGCAGUCCGCAGUGCUGGCCUGCCAGGAGAAGGACGCGGCCGCGCUGCGGGCGCUGCAGGCGGAGCUGUGGCCGCUGCUGAGCGCCGAGCAGAACCACCUGCUGCACCUCGUGCUGCACGACCUGCUCAGCCCCGCGGGGAACGGGCUGUGAGCGCCAGCACCGCCGUGCCCGGAGCAUCCAGGACUGAUACGGAACUGUCCUGCUCGGGGGCUGCCGGCGGGACGGGCUCGGGUCGAUUGAGCCCCGCCGGCGGGGCGUGUAACACCGUGUAUCACCGUGUAACACCGUGUAUUACCAUGUAGUACCGUGUAACACCGUGUAGUGCCAUGUAACACCAUGUUACGGCCCGGCUCGGGGCCUGCAAUAAAGCUGCGGAGCGGGC
Molecule: messenger RNA, 1357 nt
Organism: Coturnix japonica (Japanese quail)
Lineage: Eukaryota; Metazoa; Chordata; Aves; Galliformes; Phasianidae
Product: 40-kDa huntingtin-associated protein-like
Biological process (GO): vesicle cytoskeletal trafficking
Cellular component (GO): early endosome
Molecular function (GO): protein binding
Source: RefSeq, a predicted model, not a curated record